UUUACAAGAAAAUGUGUUUGAAUAUCUCAAGAUAAAUUAAAAUUUUACCAGGUUUUGGCCACGUUAUAGAUCUAUUGCGAAGCGCAAGAAGAACACUUCAACGUAGAUACUUAUCUAACUAAUAUUAUAAUUCAUACUUGUCUUAUAAAAUCCAACAUAAAUAUUUCAAAAUGAUGAAACUCCACUGCUUAUUAAUAUCGACUGCCAUCGUACAAGUUUUGGCCUCUCUGAGUUUCAGAGAUUAUAAGCGGGCAGUUUUUAACGCAAACAGACACUUGGAGCGGGCUAUUACUAACAAUAUUGGGUUGAUGCAAGUAGUUACAAACAUUGUUCUUGGAGAUUCAACAAUAGAAGAAAUUGUUUUAUUGUUGGCUGUACCGGAAUUAGCUACACCUAGAUUCUUAGACGGAGACAAAUGUGACCAGACUUUUUUACAAGCAAAAAUAGCCCAUUUCACAUUUCAGCCUGUGCCAAUUAUAGAUAACGAAGCAAAUUUUGGCGAUAUGGUAUUGGCAUAUCUUGGAGUUAAUAAAAGAUCGUUGAUUGGAGAACCUAGAAAAUUGUUCCUCCGUGCAAGUAAUUUAUUGCCAUAUCUUGGAACCGCUAGAAGAUGUACUAUGAAACUUGUUACAAUACAAUUGUUCACUGCAAUAUUUCGUGGAGAAGCUCCAGAUUACGACAAUUUUGGCAAGAUAUGUUCUCUAAUAUGUUUAUACAGAAGUAUAAGACACCCAGUUAGAAUUAUAAGACAUGCCAAUGUUGACGAUAAUGGUGUUUGUAAUAUCAGAGAUAGAACCAGAGUGAUUAAACAAUACAAAUUCGUCAACAAUGAUUAUUAUGAAGUACGUACAAACGCUGAUCAAGAUAUUACACUAAAAGCAUUACUUCGCGACCAGGUGACUGAAUGGGCAGCAGAGGGAAUUGUUCCAUAA
This is a messenger RNA of Adelges cooleyi (spruce gall adelgid), 932 nucleotides long. RefSeq lists its product as uncharacterized. The record is from RefSeq and is a predicted model, not a curated record. The transcript is spliced from 12 exons. The coding region runs from base 171 to 932 and encodes 253 amino acids. NCBI's taxonomy places the organism in Eukaryota, Metazoa, Arthropoda, Insecta, Hemiptera, Adelgidae.